AAAAUAUGGUGACAUUGGGUAAAGAUAAGAAAAGGAGAAAUCACAAGAAGAGUGAAGACCGGGUCCCACAAAAUAAAUUGGAUGACUAUGCUGCCAUUGAUGUCCAUAAUAUGAACUUAAUAUACCUUCGCCGUAAAUUGAUGGAGAAUCUUAUUGACAAUAGUGAAGAGUUUCGUGUAAAAGUGAUUGGAUCAAUUGUGAGAAUAAGAAUAUCUGGUAGUGAUCAGAAGUAUGAUAUGUACAGACUUGUCCAAGUUGUAGGUACAAGUAAGGCAGAUGCACCAUAUAAGAUUGGCAAUAAAUCUGUAGAUAUUUUGCUUGAAGUAUUAAAUUUAGACAAGAAGGAGACUGUAUCAAUUGAUACAAUUUCAAAUCAAGAUCUGUCUGAGGAUGAAUGUAGACGUUUGCGGCAAAGUGUAAGAUGUGGGCUUGUAAAGCGGUUUACUGUAGGUGACAUACAGGACAAGGCAGUGUCCCUCCAAUCUGCAAGGCUCAAUGACUUGAUGGAAGCAGAGACAUUGCGGCUCAAUAAUCUUCGUGAUCGAGCAAGUGAGAAAGGGCAUAAAAAGGACCUUAGAGAAUAUGUGGAGAAACUCCAACUUCUAAAGACACCUGAAGAACGUGAACGCAGAUUGAGGGAAAUUCCUGAGGUUCAUUCUGAUCCAAAAAUGAAUCCUGAUUAUGAAACCGAUGACACUGAGGAACAUGUACAACAGAUGAAACCGAAGCAUUCCAGAAUUAAUCACAAGAACACAAACUCUCCUAAAAAACAACCCGAGUUUAUAAAUAAUGUCACUAGUAGCCCAUUGAAAAACAAGCCACUAAGGCACCUAACAAUUAAACCCGAAGAGGGUUUGACCCAUGGGUCAAGUGGUUUAGUUUCGGUUAGACCACAAACCAAGGUCACGUCCAACGGUUCAACCAUCACCAACCGGACCCAUGCCACGUCAUCAUCACUCAACACACCAACUUCCAUUGAUAGUGAUAUGGAAAAACUAUGGCAUUAUCGUGACCCAAGUGGAAAAAUUCAAGGACCAUUUUGUAAAAUACAAUUACAGAAAUGGAGUACGACUGGUUACUUUCCGGUUGAUAUGAGGAUAUGGAUGAAAAACGAGGAUGAGUCUUUACUCUUGAAUGAUGUAUUAUUAAAAGAGGAAUCGCCAAUUCCGACGGAGAAAGUUGGAAUCGGAAUCGAGGGUCUCACCGUCCGUAUUCCAAUUUCAUCAUCCACCACCGUUCAGAUUCCGAAGUCAAUGCAACCCGAUCUCGCUAGCCCUACACCAAUCGAAAACAAUGCCGAUAAAGUCGGAAUUGGAAUCGAGAGUCUCACGGUUCGUAUUCCGAUUCCAUCAGCCGCCGUAAAGUCAAUGGGACCCGAGCUUGCUAGUCCUACACCGGUGGAAAAGGAAAACAAUUCCGAUGUCAAACAUGUUUCUACGGUUUACGAUAGUUCAAAUGUCGGCAUGGUGGAUUUACCGAGUCCGACUCCAAAGACGAGAAACGAAGACGAAAAAGUGUCCGGAAUCGGAAUCCCAGUUCAAGAUGCUGGGAACCGGAAUCCUUCUAAUUGGAGUAAUGGUGGUGGAGCGGAGGUUCCGAAAACAGGCAGCGAAUGGAGUGGGUAUUCGCCUACUUCCGGUGGUGGAUCGGUGGUGGAAGUGGGCGCUGGCGGUGAUCAUGGUGGUUUGCCUUUGUCAUUGCCGCCAUGGCAAGGUGUCCGUGAGACGAUUGAGUUUAGUACAUUGGCGGAGGAAUCAGUUUCCGAUUUGUUAGCGGAAGUUGAUGCAAUGGAAUCACAAAAUGGUUUCCCUUCACCUACAUCAAGAAGGAACAAUUUUGUUGAGGAUUUGUUCAAUGGAUCCUUCGAAGAUUUCAGUCCCACCCCUAGAACAGAUACACAUCUACCUUUCCAGUCCACCACCACCACCACCACCACCGCCACCGCCAGUUUGCAACCUCUGCCUUUCAAGUGGCCCGACAUACCGGAACAAACCGUAUCCAAAAACACAAUAGACUUAAAUAAUUCCACGAAAGUUGAAGCUAACGAGAGCCGGAAACCAUCACCAUCACCACCGCCACCGCCGCCACCACAACCAUCGCCACCACCGCCACAACCACGACCGGGUCAAGAAAUGGCGACCCGGGUCAACCCGUAUUUGAACGUGGGGUGGGACCCACACCAACGAACGUAUAGUCCGAGGGAAAGAAGUUAUAAGGUUGAGGAUAUGGGGUAUAAUAGGAAUGGGAAGCCGGCUUGGGGGUGGCAGGGGUCGUUUGGUGGCGGCAGUGGUGGUGGUGGUGGUUAUCAGAGACCGCCGCCAAAAGGGAAGCGGGUUUGUAAGUUUUAUGAAAGCGGGCGGUGUAAUAAGGGAGCUUCGUGCAACUAUUGGCACCCGUGA
This is a messenger RNA of Lactuca saligna, 2399 nucleotides long. The record is from the annotation of a GenBank genome assembly. Lineage: Eukaryota; Viridiplantae; Streptophyta; Magnoliopsida; Asterales; Asteraceae.